Manduca sexta (tobacco hornworm) is the source of this 2293-nucleotide messenger RNA. RefSeq names its product putative phosphatidate phosphatase. Gene Ontology annotation, biological process: phospholipid dephosphorylation; phospholipid metabolic process; signal transduction. Bases 1 to 840 code for a protein of 279 amino acids. The transcript is spliced from 6 exons. Gene Ontology annotation, molecular function: phosphatidate phosphatase activity. Lineage: Eukaryota; Metazoa; Arthropoda; Insecta; Lepidoptera; Sphingidae. The record is from RefSeq and is a predicted model, not a curated record.
AUGGCAGUGGACAAAAUAAUAUGGAAGAUAAUAUUGGAUUUUGUGGUUUUGGCGUGCGUGGCAUUUCCUCUCCUGGCGCUGCUGCUAUGGGUAGAACCUUACCACCGCGGCUACUUCAAUGAUGAUAUGUCCCUGCGCUUACCCUACAAGGAGCAGUCCAUAUCUGAAGUUCUACUGGGCUGUUUGGGGUUCGCGCUCAUUAUUGUUACGGUUAUAGCGACGGAAAUAGUCCGCGACAGGCAAGGGAAAGGUAUAGGGGAGAAGUUCCUGUCAGGAUCAUUAAUCCCGGGAUGGAUAUGGGAGAGCUACACCACCAUAGGAAUAUUCACGUUCGGCGCCGCGUGCCAGCAGCUGACUUCGAAUAUAGCCAAAUAUGUGAUCGGCAGGCUGCGACCGCAUUUCUUUGCUGUUUGUGCCCCGCAGCCAAGAAUUACACCCGCUCCGGCUUACAUCCAAGAUUACGAAUGCACGAGUGGGAAAAGCGAAGCGAUGUUAAAAGACAUGCGGUUGUCGUUCCCCAGCGCGCACUCUAGUUUUGCUAUGUACUGCGCCAUUUUCUUUAUUUUGUACAUACAAGUGAAGGGCAAGUGGCGCGGCUCUAAGUUGCUGCGACACGGCGUGCAGUACGCGGCGCUGAUGGGCGCGUGGUACGUGGGGCUGUCGCGCGUGGUGGAGCACAUGCACCACUGGAGCGACGUCGGCGUUGGUUUCCUCAUCGGCGCCGCGUAUGCUGCUCUCGUGUUCGUGUUCGUCCUGAAGCCGAAGAAGUACGGCCUCCCGACCGCCUGGGACCAGCCCGCGCCGCAGUCCGCGCUGCCGCGGCCCGCGCUUGCGCGGUGACCACUCCCACUACCCCCACCCCGCACGCUACACAAUAAACCCAGGAUAUUCUAGAACCCAAUUAACAUAAUACUAAGGGCUAUGAAGCAACUCAGUUUCGCUCUGAAGUGCGAUAUCAGAUGAGACGCUGUGAAAUUGAGGUCAGCUUAAGAUAGUCCCUGUUUAAUAAACAGAUAACAACAUCUCAAGUGAUAACUUAAUUUCAUAUGACGGAUUUUGACGGCUGAGUUUUGUUUCUUGCCAACGUAUCUCAAAUCAAGCACGCAAUUUACAGUUUAAGUAUUGUUUAUUAAAUAGUGCAAUGUUUUAAAUGGCUACUUAAGAUUGUACUCAAAAGUGGGAUUUAUUUAUAAAUACGGCCCUAAGACCCCUGAUAUAACCUCACAAAUCAAACGAAAGUUUUCCGUACACACAUACAUAUAUUUAAAAACACUUACAGGCAAACUGUUGGUUGAGAAUUCGAUAACAAAUGCUGUAAAGCCUCCUGUAAACGUGCGUGUCUUUGGUAAUGUGAAGAGAACCCUAUAGCAAAUAUUUUACACUAUAUUUUACUUUAACAUCAUGUUUUAUAUUUGCAUUAAACUGUAAAUACGGUAUCAUUUAAGAGCUAUUUAGGCGUAGCGCAGAUGGUGUUAAUUUUUUGCAUGUUACAAUAGGUACUACGAAACUUUGUUGCUUUCACAACUGUUGAUUGAGUUAGUGAUUAUUGGAGUAACUGUGGUAUAUGAAAAUGAAAGAUGGCUCCAUGUCGUGCAAUUUGACUCCGUCUGCGUAGUGCCUUAUUUUAAGUGUAGAAGGUAAAGUUCUAAGAACAGUCGUCCGAAGUGCAAAUAAAUAGAAGAAAUACGCCGGUUAAUCGUAGUUCAAUUGUUUUUUUUAAUAACUCAAGAAGUAAGUAAUCUAACGAAUUUACGGUAUUUUUGCACAAAGAAUAUUUGUAAAAGGCUGUGAUUUGAGUAUUUGAUCGAUAAAUUCAAUUAAUAUAAAAUUUGACAUUCCGUCCUAAACACUAACAAAAAUAUGCAAAAAGGUAAGGUUUAAAAAUCUGUAUCAAAAUGGUGCAUAGGUACAAUUAUUUAUAAGUUAAACAAAUAAUGUUUGAAAUAAUAGCAGAAAUAACUACUUUUAUGACAUUUUAAAACAUUCCAAGUCGACUGAUUCAUGAAACUAACAAAAUGAAAGUACAGAAACUUAGUACAAAGGCAAACUAAUUUAUUUAUUUUCUCAAUAAUCUCUUAAUGCAACCUUGUCAUUGUCAACGCAUUUAUUAGACUACUUCCAAUUUUAUGGUCUUCAUUUUUAAGUCGUCUUUUCAUUGACUGGCCUAUACGUAUUGAUUUAUAUGCAAAAGCGUAAGUUGUAUUUUAUAAUUUAAAAGUAUGGAAAAGUGAUAAAAUUUGUGAUUAUUUCAAAAUAUGUUACCAGUUAAUAAAUAAACUAUUUUAAUUAAAAA